CAUUUGCAUAAUGUAUAAAAUUGUAACGUUAAAAAAACAAUUCAUUUCAGUUAAAAGGAUGUUAAGAAUUUUUAAAGCAUCACCUUUUCUCACAAUAAAAAAUAAAUUACAUCAGCCAAACAUUUGUGCUCAUAUGUAUAAUGUGAUAUCAGUGUUUCUCUGCAUGAAUAUAGGUAACAUUUCCAGACUCUUCUGCUCUGAUACUGCUGCACUGAGACCCUUCUCACAAAUGUCCCGCUGUGAAUCUAAUAUUUCCAUAUUUUAUGAUUGUUUCAACAUUUUUAAGUACUUAACUUGCAUCGGCAUCUUGCUUAAAUUCUCUUUUUUGUUUUUAAGGUACAAAAGAGACAGCGUUUAUCUACGCAGUAAUGGCUGCCGGCCUGGUUCACGCGGUCACCCGCUCUUGCAGUGCUGGAAAUAUGACAGAGUGUUCGUGUGAUAUGAGCCUGCUGGGCAGCGGUUCUCCCACGGAGGGAUGGCACUGGGGUGGGUGCUCUGAUGACAUCGCCUUCGGGACUUCGUUCAGCCGUCGCUUCAUCAACAAUUCGGUAAAGAACAUAUCAGCCCGUAGUGAGGAUGCCCUGCUCACUAUGAACCAGCAUAACAGCGAGGCUGGGAGACAGGCGGUGGCCAAAACAAUGUUGACAGACUGUCGCUGUCAUGGCGUGUCGGGUUCGUGUGCGGUAAAAACAUGUUGGCGCACAAUGGCUGCAUUCGAGCGUGUGGGCGCCUACCUGAAGGAGCGUUACGAAAACAGCGUUCAGGUGGUGGACCGUUCUAAACAUAAGGUGCGACGUAAGGACAAAGACCAUCGCCACACACCUAUUAGCAAAGAAGAGUUAAUCUUCUUCAACAAAUCUCCCAAUUACUGUUUGGAGGACCGGCGGUUGGGCGUGACGGGGACCAGGGGCCGCAGGUGUAACAGAACUUCAGCCGGGCCGGACGGCUGUAACCUGCUCUGCUGUGGGCGGGGCUACAACACACACGUGGUACGACACGUAGAGCGCUGCGAGUGUAAAUUCGUCUGGUGCUGCUACGUUCGCUGUCGCCGCUGUGAGACAAUGAACGACAUGCACACCUGCAAGUAGUGCAACUACUCGGGGAGGGAUCUUGUGAGAGGAAGUGGACCUUCUUUGUGCUCUCACCCCCGUUGGGCCUAUACAAAUAACAAAAUAUCCAUGGCAACCGGCAGUCCAAUACCAGGGAGAAAUGGUAUAAUCCCUAAAUCCACAUGCGUAACUCUUCCCAUGGGCUUCAAGUGGGAGUUAAGCCAUUUUGUAUAUAGUGACUGUGGAAUAUAACUGGAGCAUAAAGGGAACUAAAAUACUGGGAACAGCAGAAAAAGUGUAAAUAGAUGCUUUUGUUUAAGUUUGUAUUGAACGCUUUUACAGUUAACGAUGACUUAUAGUGGGAAUUAUGUAGAUAAUAUACCAAGGUAUUUUUUAUACGAUGUUUUAUAGGUUGCAAUUGAGAAUCCCUUGAGUAAAAGAGAGAAAUAAUUCACAAAGCAUGUAUUCUGCAAUUUUAGCUAUAUAUUUCACGAUUUAAAUGUACAUAUUAAAUUAUGAACAAUGGACGUGUGCGAUUUCAACCUUAUUAAAAUUAAAUAAAAAAAUGUAGAGACCCUGUACUUUCUUUUUGCUUGUGACUGCUGAUGUUUCUCCGUCUCCCAAA
Messenger RNA from Carassius auratus (goldfish), 1674 nucleotides. RefSeq names its product protein Wnt-16-like. Gene Ontology annotation, biological process: multicellular organism development; canonical Wnt signaling pathway; neuron differentiation. NCBI's taxonomy places the organism in Eukaryota, Metazoa, Chordata, Actinopteri, Cypriniformes, Cyprinidae. Gene Ontology annotation, cellular component: extracellular region. The transcript has 2 exons. The coding region runs from base 369 to 1088 and encodes 239 amino acids. Gene Ontology annotation, molecular function: frizzled binding; cytokine activity. The record is from RefSeq and is a predicted model, not a curated record.